GCAACGAAUGACCAAAGGAACGCAGCAAAAUACCAAGACAUGCUGGACGAUUACUGGCACAAGCGCGAGCUGGAGCAGGUCAGCAUCAUGGAAGCAAGGCAGGAUUUGAUGAAGCAGCAGCAGUUCCUGUUUCGUCUGCCGUCAGAGUUAAAGACCGCUGAGAUGCAGGCCAAGAUGGCCGGCAUGCGGCUUGACAACGCAGAGAAAUCGUUGGGUUACAUCACAGGGCAUCUCGACGAGCUUCAAAGCGCCGCACCCCUGAAGCCCACCAAUCCGUACGACUGGCUGCCUCGAGUGAAUUGCUACCGUCUGGGGCAGACCCCAGCCGAAGCCAGCAUGCCGGAGUGGUUUCUCUGGUGCCCCUGGUCUGUGCACCGCGGCAACCACGAGCGACAUGGCGACUUUCUUUGCUCUGCUCAGCCCAGUGGUUGA
Molecule: messenger RNA, 432 nt
Organism: Symbiodinium pilosum
Lineage: Eukaryota; Dinophyceae; Suessiales; Symbiodiniaceae
Source: the annotation of a GenBank genome assembly